This is a messenger RNA of Manihot esculenta (cassava), 1096 nucleotides long. RefSeq lists its product as uncharacterized. The coding region runs from base 143 to 688 and encodes 181 amino acids. The transcript has a single exon. The record is from RefSeq and is a predicted model, not a curated record. NCBI's taxonomy places the organism in Eukaryota, Viridiplantae, Streptophyta, Magnoliopsida, Malpighiales, Euphorbiaceae.
CUCCUCGCUCAUUUCAUUCAGCAUUUUCUCUCUCUCCUCCAUUAUUUAGCCUUCCUAUGCAACUUUCCUCUUUCUUCCAAAAUUACCAAGCUUUGCCCUAAAUCUCUGUAAACUUGAUAUUUUUCGUCUUUCCAUUCAAGAAAUGGGCGUUGCUGUUCUCAAUCCUCAGGAUUGUCUUCAGAAUCCUUUAUCUUCCAGACAAGAUUUGAUAUCACCCCCUCCGCAAAUGAAAACCCCUAGAAACGCUAAUUCAAACCGGCCGAAUCGGGCUCAACCCAGCCGCAGGAAACGGAGCCCCAACACCUCACCUUCCUCACGCGCCGCCGUUGCCCCCCAGGUAACUGCAAAAAACCUCGUUAUGGGCCAGGUCAAAAUUCUUAAGCGCGGCGAACAACUAGCUAAACCGACUCCAGAGAAGGUGUCUCAACCUGCUAAAGUUGAAAAAAUGGAAGAUCUGGAUCUCGGAUCUACUCAUCGGCUUGGCCCUGAUCCUGAGCUAGUACCGACUCAGAUCCGACUCACAGAAACCAACAAAGUUAAUGGCUUUUAUGCUGGAUCGGCUUUUAUUACUUCACCGCCGCCCAGCUCUCUUCCUUUACCGGCGUUUUUCAUGAAAAAGUGUGCCGUGGGUGUGAAAAACACCGAUGCAACUACUGAUUUACGACGCAUUUUAGGUCUCAAUUUAUAGUGAUUAGGUGGUGUAUGAUAAGUGGUGGGUAGACGUGACAUGAAGUUCUCUUCUCUGUUUGUUUCCUUUCCUUCUCUCUUCUGUGUUUGAGUUUGCAAUCGACCGUCCCUUAUUUUUUCAAGGGGAAGAAAAGGUCGAGUUGGCUUGACUCAGUUACGGAACUAUGCAUUAAAUUAAAGUAGUGCUGUUAAUAUAAUAGCUUUGAUUAGGGUUAGCUAAGUUAGAUCAGAAUAGAAGAUCUACAUGGAUGGGUAUUGUGGAUGUUAGCUUAUGAUGGGUGUUUUUUAAUUCUCUUUUAUUUUUAUAGCUCUGUUAUUUAUCCAGUUUGGGAAUAUGGUUUGUAUCUUGUCUUUGUAUGCAGCUGUAGUUGUCUGAAAUGAAAUGAAUUUCCUUACUUGACUUCUUGUA